CGUAAAGCGAAGACAUGAGUCGUAAAAAUUCAACAUGGCGGCCAUGGUGAAAGGACGCGGUAUUGCUUUUAUUAUGAGUAUACCUAAGUUGUUCCUGUCGAGAUCUCUGGUUCCAGCUGGGGCGUCUCAGCAGCUGUCCCGUCUCCACACCGGCACUUCACUGAACAGAAGUAACUGGGAGAGGAAAAACCUGAAGGUUUAUCCUCCGCAGCUGCCUGAUGAGCCUCGCAGACCAGCUGAGGUCCACCACAGCAGGAGGCAGAUCAAAUAUAGCCAUCAUAAGAUGUGGUAUUUGGCCAAACUGAUCCGGGGGAUGAGCAUCGARGAAGCUAUCGCACAGCUGGAAUUCAACGACAAGAAAGGAGCAAGAAUCGUGAAGGAGGUCCUUUUAGAAGCUCAGGAGAUGGCAGUGAAGGAACACAACGUGGAAUUUAAAUCCAACCUGUAUYUAGAGCAGUCGUUCUCUGCUAAAGGACAGUACCAGAAGAGGAUACGGUACCACGGUAAAGGCUAUUGCGCCAUCAUGAACUUAUCUUACUGCCACUACUUUGUCAAGCUGGUGGAGGGCCUGCCGCCUAAAGUGGAGGAGAGUACGAGCAUCGACAAGGCCAAAGAGUUCGUCCAGAAGCUGAAGAACCGAACCAUCGUCCACAGCCUGUAGACCAGACUCACUCUGUGCUCCUGUAUCGAUUUUUAUUUGUAAAUAAACUCUGAUAUGGCUUCAGGUGUGAGGAGGCUGUUGUUUAAA
Austrofundulus limnaeus is the source of this 748-nucleotide messenger RNA. It is a transcript of the gene mrpl22, whose product is annotated as mitochondrial ribosomal protein L22. The transcript has 7 exons. The record is from RefSeq and is a predicted model, not a curated record. Gene Ontology annotation, biological process: translation. NCBI's taxonomy places the organism in Eukaryota, Metazoa, Chordata, Actinopteri, Cyprinodontiformes, Rivulidae. Gene Ontology annotation, cellular component: ribosome; mitochondrial large ribosomal subunit. Gene Ontology annotation, molecular function: structural constituent of ribosome. The coding region runs from base 35 to 661 and encodes 208 amino acids.